This is a messenger RNA of Bipolaris maydis ATCC 48331, 468 nucleotides long. RefSeq lists its product as uncharacterized. The record is from RefSeq and is a predicted model, not a curated record. NCBI's taxonomy places the organism in Eukaryota, Fungi, Ascomycota, Dothideomycetes, Pleosporales, Pleosporaceae.
AUGUCCGACACCCCCAUCCCCAUCACCACGCAGCAAGCCCAGUCGGGCAUCUCGCGCGACCUGCGCAACAACAUCUACUCGGCCCUGCUCGCCGGGCCCGGCAUUCGCAACAUCGAGGCCACGCUUGACGAGUCGCUGCGCUCAUCGGGCUUCAAGGACGCUCUCCGAGCUUACAUCACCGAGCUCUUCCGCUCGGGCCAGGCCACCACGUGCGAGGAGGCCAGGAACCUCGCUAUGCAGCGUAUCCGCGAGCAGACGCGUCAGUUGGAUGGCAGCAACAGCAACAGCAAGCAACAAUCCGCCACAAACGGUCUCACCGAUGACCAGCUCAACGGCGCUGACGGCGCCACAGACGACGCCUUGGAGUUCGAUCUCAAAAUCCCCAAAUCAGCCAUUGACACCGGGGCCAAGACGGUCAUGAAAGAGCUGGAAAAGGUGUGUGAGAUUACAUAUGAGGAUGAUAAGUGA